This is a messenger RNA of Sebastes umbrosus (honeycomb rockfish), 1447 nucleotides long. RefSeq names its product ninjurin-2-like. Gene Ontology annotation, biological process: tissue regeneration; cell adhesion. The transcript has 4 exons. Gene Ontology annotation, cellular component: membrane. NCBI's taxonomy places the organism in Eukaryota, Metazoa, Chordata, Actinopteri, Perciformes, Sebastidae. The record is from RefSeq and is a predicted model, not a curated record. Bases 28 to 504 code for a protein of 158 amino acids.
GUUUGCUUGCUCGCUUCGGGCCUUAUUAUGCAGGGACUUGGGAAGACAGAGAGAGGGGAACAGGGCCGAGACAUCGACCUGACGUCGCUGAGAUCCACCAUGCCAGCCAGCGGCCCUCUGCAGGGAGGUGCACCCUCUAAUCUGAAUAUGAACCUAUACGCCACCAAGAAAACAGCGGCUGAGGGCAUGCUGGACAUCGCUCUGUUCCUGGCGAACAUCACACACAUGAAGACCGUCAUCGAACAGGGAGCUGGAUACAGGUACUACGCUGCCGUCCUGACACUCAUCUCCUUCUCCCUGGCCCUCCAGAUAGUGGCUGGAGUCCUGAUCAUCAUCAUCGGCCGUCGGGACCUGAAUAACUCCACCCUGCAGAGUCGUCUGGAUUACCUGAACAACGUAACGACCACCAUCGUCUUCAUCACCACUGUCCUCAACUUCUUCAUCAGCACCUUCGGCAUGCAGCGAACUGGACACUUCCCAUGGCUCAUGAUGCGCAUUCACUGACACACACAUAAACACACUUGUGCUGAUUAUUAUACACUCGCCAUAGCUCAUAACUUACAUACAUACUAUACAUAGAUUGGACUUUUUGCAUUCAUUCUUGACCUUAACAUUUGGUCUGUUUUUUUAACAUAACUGUUGUAAAUGUGUUGCAUGUUAAAGGGACUAAAUGUAAGAAACAGAAAUUGCUUGUUAACAGUGACACCUCUUAUGAAAAACAUUUAAUAAACAUGUUAGGGUUUUUCCUAAUUUUUAAAAAAAAAAAUCAUGAUUUUGACGAAUAAUAAAAGUGUGAUUUUUCAAAUGAUCCAAAAAUUCCAGAGUUGUAAUGUUGUAUACUUGGCCAAAGUAUGUCCAUAUCAAAUUUCAAGACUUUUAGCCAAUCAGAACAAAUGUUGGUGCAUUUUUUCCUUAUCAUACUAAAUAUAUAGUCUUUGGGUACAAAUGGGUGGGGUUGUUACAUCUAUAAGAAUGCAUUAUAUUAAAUUAGCUGAUCAUUUUUUCAUCCCAAAGUGGUCCCAGGUCUUAAACCUAAGAAACACAAUAUUUAGUUAUUAGAGUUAUUUCUUUCAAAAUGAUACAAUUUAUACAAAGACACAUGGAACCUGAACCGGCUAUGUGACUUGAGUUGAGGACACACCUGCACAUAUACUGUAGAUUCCCAGUCAAGAGUCUUAUCCCAUUUUGGAUCAUAUUAUGAUGACGUUAUAAUAAUAUGGAACAUAAUUAAUCUAGUCAUUUAUACAUGAUUCAUAUACAGGGUGAUGGUAAAUGGCUGAUAAAAGCGAGGAAAAUUGGAAAUGUGGUGAUAAAAAUCUGCAAUGUUGCUUGGGGAAAAUAGAGUUUAAUGAUUAAAUUUGUGCCAAGAACUAGUAUCAAGUUGAGGUAUAUUUUGAUCAUCAACAAUGCUUUAACAUCACUUAAAAGAAUAAAAUAAAGAAAUUCA